This is a messenger RNA of Acanthoscelides obtectus, 1015 nucleotides long. NCBI's taxonomy places the organism in Eukaryota, Metazoa, Arthropoda, Insecta, Coleoptera, Chrysomelidae. The record is from the annotation of a GenBank genome assembly.
GUGACAGAUAAUAUAACCUAAAUAGCCGCCACAAACAAAACUGUUUUUGCUUUCUGAUAGUACUUCCUCUUGUGUAUAUUUAUGCUUGUGCAUUAAGUGAAAAUAACAUUGGUAUUCGGAAAUGCCUCUUCCUCCGGCCUUAGCUGCUAAAUUGUCGAAGCGAGGGAUAAUAGCUCGCAAGCAGAAACCUGAACCUGUCAAGAAACAAGACUUCAAAGGCUUAUCAGCAUGUCCAAAUAAAUCCAAUGUUUACCACGAGUGCAAUGUCUGGUGUGAGACACAUUGGAAAGGUGCUGCAACUCCCGAUUCUGUAUAUCAAAGAAAAAUACAGAAACUGCUCGCAAAAUAUCCGCUACCCAUGAACUGGACGGAUAUUUUCGACAAAGGAUGUGGACGGUAUUACUUUUGGAACAUGGAGAAUGAUUUAGUUUCUUGGCUUCCACCAAAGCAUCCCAAAUCUAUUAAAUGUCAAAGUGCUGCAAAGCUCAGGGAAAAUCGACUGAAAAUGAAAGAACGCGAAGAAAGAUUGGAGAAAGAGAAGGACAGCACGAAACACAAAGAAAAGGAAAAAGAUAGGGAAAGAGAAAAGGACAAAGAUCGCGAACGUGAUAGAGAUUCCGAUGACGAAUCUAGCUUCCGCAGUAAAUAUGUUUCUGAAAAACGAGAGAAGGAUCGAGAUAGAGACGAUAGGAGGUAUAGGCGAGAUGAGAAAUAUAGAGGAGGGAGAAAACGAAAAGAUGAAAUUGACCCGAUGGAUCCUGCCGCAUAUUCUGACAUUCCACAAGGAACUUGGAGUGAUGGUUUAGAGACUGGUAAAUCCAAAGCUGCAGACAGUACAGCCUCUGGAGCAAUAUACCAACAAAGACCAUAUCCUGCACCGGGAGAAGUACUUGCUGCGAAUAAGGAAAAAUUGAAGAAAUAAGUUCUGCAUUUCAGUUAUAUCAUUAUUUAUAUUUUCCACGAUAUUUACGAAUAUCUGUUACAAUUUAAUAAAUGUUUACGUCCAUAUAGUUUU